CACACCCCAUUCGAAUUCCUCGGCCCCUUCGUUCACUCGUCUCUGCCGCGCCACACCGGCGCCCGCGGCGUGUUCGCUGCCUGCCGCGUCUGGAGCUGAUACGAGCGGGAUCGGAGGAAGUUGCCGUGGUUUUGGCGCGCGCGACCUGCACGCCGUGGUUUCCAUGCGCUCCCGUUCCGCUGCUAGUCUUUUCCACCCGUGCAUUCGUCCACCCAGAACGCUAGAGGCGAGCGCCGGAGUGGGGGAUCGUCGGUGGAAUUCGUCGAGGUUCUUGCAGUACAAGUUCAGCUUGGUCGACCGAAAAGUCGCCGUCAUCGCGGCAGCUUGGGCGAGAAUUCUGGCUACAGUUUCAGUGUGAACUUGGCGUGAAAUGACCUGAGGACGAGUCCAUUCCGGUGGGUAAGAGUGUAAGACUUGGGAAGCGGCGUUGAGACCCGGUUAAUUCCUGCAUAACCACACCCCAUCCAUCAUUAGUUGGGUUGGGUUGGUUGAUACUCACGCGCCUGGGCGAGAAGAGAGAAGAGGUGGCCGGCAUGGACGGUUCCAGCGGAGGCUCCGGCGGCGGCUCCGGCUCGCCGCCGCCGUUCCUGAUCAAGACCUACGAGAUGGUGGAGGACCCGGCAACCAACCACGUCGUGUCGUGGGGACCCGGCGGCGCCAGCUUCGUCGUGUGGAACCCGCCGGACUUCUCGCGGGACCUGCUGCCCAAGUACUUCAAGCACAACAACUUCUCCAGCUUCAUCAGGCAGCUCAACACCUACGGUUUCCGAAAAAUUGAUCCCGAGAGAUGGGAAUUUGCUAACGAGGACUUCAUAAGGGGUCAUACGCAUCUUCUGAAAAACAUCCACCGGCGCAAACCAGUGCACAGCCACUCUUUGCAGACCCAAGUGAACGGGCCAUUAGCGGAGUCUGAAAGGCGGGAGCUAGAGGAUGAGAUCAACAGGCUCAAGUACGAGAAGAGCCUGCUCCUGGCAGAUCUCCAGAGGCAGAACCAGCAGCAGUAUGGGAUCAACUGGCAGAUGCAGUCGUUGGAGGACAGGUUGGUGCAAAUGGAGCAGCGGCAGAGGAAUAUUGUAGCCUCCUUGUGCGACAUCCUGCAGCGACACGGGGUUGUCUCAGGCUCAAGGAUGGAGACAGACCGCUUCAGCAAGAAGAGGAGGGUUCCAAAGAUCGAUUUCUUUGUCGAUGAACCGGCGGUCGAGGAACAGCAAGUGCCGUUCCUGCAGACAUUGGGUGCAGAAACACCAAACAUGUCUCCGAUCCACCUUUUAAAUGCUGAGCCAUUUGAGAAGAUGGAGCUGGCCUUGGUGUCACUGGAGAAUUUCUUCCAGAGGGCAAGCCAUGGGUCUGCUGAAGACAUGUGCAGUGGUGGUGCUGAACUCAGCCCUGCUCUGACUGAGAUGAAUUCAGCACCAAUGGACACUAACAUAAAUCAGCAGUUAUCAGCUGGCCUGAAUCCCUUUUCUUCGACCGCAGGGCAUACCCAUUCACCAUCUCCCUUGGCAGAAUCCUUGAGCUACGCGCAGAGUCCAAUGCUGGCAUUAUCAGACCUCCAUGAAGAUGCCCAUAGGACAGCUGAAGUCGACAUGAACUCUGAAACCACAACCGGUGACACUUCACAAGAGACCACCAGUGAAACUGGAGGUUCCCAUAUGCCAGCCAAGGUGAACGAUGUAUUCUGGGAGCGGUUUCUCACAGGAGAGGCCGAGUCAGGAAGACAGCACGCUGAUGAUAAAGGCGAGGCAAUAGAAGCAAAGGACGAUAUGAAGAUUGCCAUAGACUGCAGCAGUCUUAAUCACCAAAACAAUGUUGAUCAGAUUACUGAGCAGAUGGGGCAUCUUGAUUCAGCUGAGAAUGGCCCUGAUUCAACUAGGAAUGACUGAUUCACACCAUCUGAGCUGAUAGUCCAUUUGUAAAGCAACUGUGCUGUACAUUAUAGUUUAGGCCACCUUAAAUGCCAUGAUAGUAUACAUAGAUUAGCCUUUUAUAGCAUUUCCUACUGUAAAAAGUAAAAUUACUUGACUUCUGUACAUUAUGUUCUUAUGUUGAAUUCGAUACUGUAGAGCUAGCGGCCUAUAGCAGCACAGAUUCAAUUUUUCGCAAUCCUAAGAUAUUCCAUUGCUGUGCA
Messenger RNA from Setaria italica (foxtail millet), 2128 nucleotides. Its product is annotated as heat stress transcription factor A-4d. The record is from RefSeq and is a predicted model, not a curated record. Gene Ontology annotation, cellular component: nucleus. Gene Ontology annotation, molecular function: DNA-binding transcription factor activity; RNA polymerase II cis-regulatory region sequence-specific DNA binding. Lineage: Eukaryota; Viridiplantae; Streptophyta; Magnoliopsida; Poales; Poaceae. Bases 534 to 1883 code for a protein of 449 amino acids. The transcript is spliced from 3 exons. Gene Ontology annotation, biological process: regulation of transcription by RNA polymerase II.